Messenger RNA from Fraxinus pennsylvanica, 1557 nucleotides. Lineage: Eukaryota; Viridiplantae; Streptophyta; Magnoliopsida; Lamiales; Oleaceae. The record is from the annotation of a GenBank genome assembly.
AUGAAGUUUAUGAAACUUGGAUCUCGACCGGACACUUUCUAUACUACUGAGGCUGUGAGGUCUGUGUCAUCUGAAGUUUCCAGUGAUCUUAUUGUUCAAGUUAAGGGAACCAGAUAUUUACUUCACAAGUUUCCCCUGGUGUCAAAGAGCUUGCGCCUCCAGAGGCUGUGCUUGGAAAGUCCCGAAUCCUUGCAAAAACAAAUGGUCCAACUCCCUGAUUUACCUGGAGGGGACGAGGCAUUUGAACUGUGUGCUAAAUUCUGUUAUGGUAUUACGAUCACUCUUAGUGCCUACAAUGUUGUCUCGAUCAGAUGUGCUGCAGAAUACCUUCAAAUGACGGAGGCUGUUGAGAAGGGAAAUCUAGUUGCCAAGGUUGAAUUGUUCUUUACUUCUUGCAUACUUCAUGGAUGGAGGGACUCAAUUAUAACCUUAAAGAACACAAAAGCCUUCCCUGUCUUGUCUGAGGAUCUUGGAAUAACUAGCAGAUGUAUAGAAGCCAUUGCUUCACAAGUUAUGGCUCGUCCCACGAAGGCAAGUUCAUCACGUGAAUAUUCAAAAAAAGGCCCAGACAACGGAUUAUGUAAUGAAUCAGAGAGCCAAAGACAUAAAUCUAACACUAAAGGCUGGUGGACUGAAGAUGUAGCAGAAUUGGGGAUAGAUCUUUAUUGGAGAACAAUCAUAGCCAUUAAAUCUGGUGGAAAUGUUCCCUCAACUCUAAUCGGUGAUGCAUUACGAAUUUAUGCCUCUCAAUGGCUACAAAACAUAUCGAGGUACUCAUAUAUUGAAAGAAAAUCAGAAUCAAAACAUAAGCUACUGUUGGAAUCAAUUGUGAGCCUUCUACCAGAAGAAAAAGGCGCAGUUUCAUGCAGUUUUCUAUUGAAAUUAUUGAAGGCAGCCAACAUGCUAAAAGCCUCUUCCUCUUCAAAGAUAGAAUUGGCACGAAAAGUGGGACGACAAUUGGAAGAAGCCAAAGUUAGUGACUUGUUAGUACCCUCUUUAUCAUACACAAAUGGCCUGAAAUAUGAUGUUGAUAUUGUUUCGACCAUAUUGGAACAGUUCAUGAUACAAGGACAGAAUCCCCCAACAAGUCCUCCUAGAACCGAAGGGCUUGACUUGGAACAAAAAUGGCCUAAUUCCUCCGAAAUUAUCGAAUUUCAGCUUCAAGAAAGUAGGAAAUCAACUUCUGCAUCACAUAGCUCCAAACUCAAGGUGGCUAAACUUGUGGAUGGAUAUCUUCAAGAGAUAGCUCGAGACGAAAAUCUGUCUCUGUCUAAGUUCAUUGCAAUUGCAGAAGCAAUUCCGGUUCUUGCCAGAUUUGAACAUGAUGAUCUUUACAAGGCUAUUGAUAUUUAUCUAGAGGGACAUCCAGAACUCAAUAAGAGCGAAAGGAGGCGCCUAAUUCGAAUUUUAGACUGCAAGAAAUUAUCAAUAGAAACUUGCCUGCAUGCUGCACAAAAUGAGAUGCUCCCUCUAAGAGUGGUAGUGCAAGUUUUAUUCAUCAGUAUGCUUCGCAGCAGGCCUAAAAGAGAUCUUUGUUUAAACGGGGUAAAUUAUUGA